Varanus komodoensis (Komodo dragon) is the source of this 2415-nucleotide messenger RNA. RefSeq names its product cadherin 22 (gene CDH22). The transcript is spliced from 11 exons. Gene Ontology annotation, molecular function: cadherin binding; calcium ion binding. The record is from RefSeq and is a predicted model, not a curated record. NCBI's taxonomy places the organism in Eukaryota, Metazoa, Chordata, Lepidosauria, Squamata, Varanidae. Gene Ontology annotation, cellular component: adherens junction; catenin complex; plasma membrane. Bases 1 to 2415 code for a protein of 804 amino acids. Gene Ontology annotation, biological process: calcium-dependent cell-cell adhesion; homophilic cell-cell adhesion; multicellular organism development.
AUGGCGCCUGCCAGCUCCCCGGGGACCCUGCUGCUGCUGCUGCUGCUGCUGGCGGUCUGGGUGCCGGGCUGCCCCGUGGCCCUCUCCAUGCGCGUGGAGCCCCGCGGAGCCCGCCUGGAGGACCCCGACGGCGACGGCGACGCCGCGCUCCUCGGCAGCGGGCGCGUGAAGCGCGGGUGGGUGUGGAACCAGUUCUUCGUGGUGGAGGAGUACACCGGCACGGAGCCGCUGUACGUGGGGAAGAUUCACUCGGACUCUGAUGCCGGCGACGGCGCCAUCAAGUACACGAUCUCUGGGGAGGGGGCCGGCUCCAUCUUCCUCAUCGAUGAGCUGACGGGAGACAUCCACGCCACCGAGCGCCUCGACCGCGAGCAGAAGACCUCCUACACGCUGCGGGCGCAGGCGCGGGACCGCCAGACCGGCCAGCUGCUGGAGCCCGAGUCGGAGUUCGUCAUCAAGGUACAGGACAUCAACGACAGCGAGCCCCGGUUCCUGGGGGGGCCCUACAUCGGGAGCGUGGCGGAGCUCUCCCCCAUCGGGACCUCCGUGAUGCAGGUGAUGGCGUCCGAUGCCGACGACCCCACCUAUGGAAGCAGCGCCCGGGUGGCCUACAGCGUCCUGGAGGGGGAGAGGCACUUCACGGUGGACAGCAGGACGGGUGUGGUCCGGACAGCGGUGGCCAAUCUGGACCGGGAGACGCAGGACCGGUACGAGGUGGUGGUUCGGGCAACGGACAUGGCGGGGCAGCUGGGAGGCCUCUCCGGUUCCACCACGGUCACCAUUGUCAUCACCGACGUGAACGACAACCCGCCGCGCUUCCCGCAGAAGAUGUACCAGUUCAGCAUCGUGGAGACGGCCCCCGCCGGCACCCUGAUCGGCAGGGUGAAGGCUGACGACUCCGACGUGGGCGAAAACACGGACAUGACCUACCAGAUCAAAGAUGAGGAGGGCCUGGGAGUCUUCCGGGUGACCACGGACAGCCACACGCAGGAAGCACUGAUCUCCGUGCAGAAGCCCCUGGACUUCGAGGCGCGGGCCGUGCACACGGUGGUGGUGGAGGCCCUGAACAGGUUUGCCGACCCUCGCUUCGUGGACCUGGGCGCCUUCCGUGACCAGGCCAUCCUGCGGGUCUCCGUGCUGGACGUGGACGAGCCCCCGGAGUUCCGCCCGCCCCGCAGCCCGAUGGAGGUGCAGGAGGACGCGCCGGUGGGCACGCUGGUGGGCGUGGUCACCGCCCUGGACCCCGACGCCGCCAGCAGCCCCGUCCGGUACGCCAUUGACCGCGCCACGGAUGCGGAGCAUGUCUUCACGAUCAACCCCCAGUCGGGCGCCAUUGUGACCAGCAAGGCCUUGGACCGGGAGACGUCCGGCUGGCACAACAUCACGGUCUUGGCCAUGGAGGCAGACAACCAGGCGCACGUGUCCAAGAUGCCUCUCCGGAUCCGCAUCCUGGAUGUGAACGACAACCCGCCGGAGCUCGCCACUCCGUACGAGGCUGCGGUGUGCGAGGACGCCAGGCCAGGCCAGCUGAUCCAGACCGUCAGCGUGGUGGACCGCGACGAGCCCCGCGGCGGCCACCGCUUCUCCUUCACGCUGGCCCCGGAGGCCCCCGGCAGCCGGCACUUCUCUCUGCUGGACAUUGAGGACAACACGGCCGCCGUGCUCGCCCAGCGCUCGGGGUUCAACCGGCGGGAGCAGGACACGUUCCUGCUGCCCAUCCUGGUGGUGGAGAGCGGGCCGCCCGCCCUCAGCAGCACCGGCACCCUCACCAUCCGCGUCUGCGGCUGCGACAGCGCCGGGGCCGUCCGCUCCUGCAACAGCACCGCCUUCGCCGCGGCCGCCUCGCUCAGCCCGGGCGCGCUCAUCGCCCUGCUGGUCUGCGUCCUCAUCCUCGUGGUGCUGGUGCUCCUGAUCCUGACGCUGAAGCGCCACCACAAGGGCCACCUGGCCGCCGAGGAGGACGAGGACAUGCGCGACAACGUCAUCAAGUACAACGACGAGGGCGGUGGCGAGCAGGACACGGAGGCCUACGACAUGUCGGCCUUGCGCAGCCUCUACGACUUCAGCGAGGGCAAGGCGGGCGGCGAGGUGGCACCCGGCCUGCCCUCGGAGCGGCACUCCCUGCCCCGGUGGGGCCAGGCCGCCGACAAGGACUUCUCCCUCUUCAGGGACUAUAUCAGCCGGAAGGUGGGGCAGGCAGACCAGGACCCCUCCGUGCCCCCGUACGACUCCUUCCAGACCUACGCGUUCGAGGGCUCCGGCUCCCCGCCGGCCUCCCUCAGCUCCAUCGCCUCGCACUCCACCAGCUCCGAGCAGGACUUCUCCUACCUGGGCAGCUGGGGGCCCCGAUUCCGGCAGCUGGCGGCGCUGUAUGCCGGGCGCCAGGGCAGGGAGGAGGGCGGCGAGGAGUCCUAG